AUGAAAUACUUUGCAAUUUUUUUUAUAAUUUUUUUUUUUUCGACUGUAUUAACUAUAUUAUAUAAGAGAUCAUUAAAAAUACAAAGAAAAUUUGUUAAAAAUAAUUGCAUUAUUUACUUAUGCUUAACUAUUAAAUAUUUUACAAUUAAAGAAAUAGUUAUAGAUAUAGAAUAUAAAAAGAAAAUAUUAAUAAACUUGAAAGAUGUAAAAAUAAAAUUUUCAAAAUGGUGUUUUCAAUUAAAAAUUUUUAAAUUAUUUGUAAAUUGCUCAUAUGAUGAAACAAAAAAAACAAUUUUGAAGGAAAAAGAUACAAGUUGCAAUUACCUUCUAAAUUUUUUUUUAUUUUUAUUAAAUGUAAUAGAAAUAUAUAUUGAAGAGUUUGAUUUUUCUAUUAAGAAAAUUGUUCCUAUAAACGAUGAAAAAAUUUGUCAAAGAGAAAUAAAUGAAAUUUCAUUUAAGUCUACUAAAGAUUAUAAUAAUAAAAAGAAUUUCAAUCAUAUAUCAGAUGUAAGGAGCACAAAAUAUUCUGAUAUGUUUUUUACUUUUUUAUUCCAGAUAAAAUUAAGCAAUGUAUUCGUAAAUUUUCGUAGAAAAAAUUUCUCAUUAUUAUUAGAUUUAAGUAAAUUUUCAUUUUUUUGUAAUAAUUGCAUAGUUCUUGAUAUUUCAUCCAGCAAUUUGUAUAUAUUUUAUAAUUAUUUUAUGAAAACUAUAAAUGUUAAAAUUCAUUUUAUUCUCAAAACAUAUGUUUAUUUAAAUAAAUUAUUUGAAUUAUGUUUUUUAUUAACAAAAAGCAAAUUUUAUUUAAAAAAAAGUAAAUCAAAUAAGUUGAUAUGUGUUAAUUUCAAAGAGUUAUUUCAUAAUAUAAACAUAUAUGUUCAAAUAUGGAAAAUUUAUAUAAAAGAAGAGAAACUAAGGUAUUUUUUGUGCUUUUUCUUAGAAGAAAUAUCAAUAGAAAAAAAUAAAGUAUCAUCAUUAGCUUUUACAAAAAUAAAAAAUUCAUAUUUACUAUCAAUAGAAAAUAAAGAAUAUUUUAUUUCAAAUAUAUGUGAUGCUCUUAUUUUCCUAAAAAUAAAAAGUUUUGAUGAGAAAAAAAAAAGUAGAGAAAUUAAUUAUAAAAAAAAUAACAUACAUUCAUAUCAAAAAGAAAACAACAGUAGCAUAGUUAUUAGGAGAAAUAGAUUUAGAAAUAUAAAAGAUAAAUUAAAAGGUAAUUCUAAUAAUAAAAAUAUUAAAAGACAUAAUGAUUACCUAAUUUAUGACGAUUUAAGGAACAUCAAAUUGGAGAAUAAAAAAAAGGGUUUAAUCGAUGAAAGAAAGAAAUUAACUAAUAAAAAAAAUAAAAAAAUUGAAAAUGAUGAAGAUAAUAUGAAAAAAUUAAGAUUUAAAUUAUAUAUUAAUUUUGAUAAAGUAUAUUUAAAUGUGUAUUCCAUAUAUCCUUUAAUUUUUUUAAAAUAUAUGAAAAAGUUAGUUGAUAUUUUUAAUGUAAAAAAAAAUAAAAAAGAGAAUUUUUAUUUAUAUUUAUUAGAUAAUAUUCAUUUAAAAGAUAACCCUUUUGGAGAAAUAGAGAAUUUUAAUAAAAUAAUAUAUUCAUGUAAUUAUAAUAUCAAUAGUUAUUAUAAAAGAAAAAUAUUUAAAAUGGAUUUAAAUGAUAAUAAAGAAAUUGAAGAAUAUGAAAAUAUAAGAAAUCUAAUAAGGAAAAGAAAGCUUAUAUGUAGGUUAUUUAUAAGCAAAAUUUUUUGUAAAUUUUAUUACAAAGAAAAUAAUGAUAUAAAAUUUUAUAAUUUUUUAAAUAAAAAAUAUGUAAAAUCUUUUGAAUUAGUUUCAAGUUCUUUAAAUAUCUAUUCAAAAAAAAAUCUUCUCCUUUUUUUUUUGCAAAAUAUUAAAGUAUUAUAUUUUAGUCAAAGACCAUUUAUUCACGUUAAUCAUUUAAAAAUAACAAAAUUAUUUAAAGAUUUUUUUUUUGAAAUUGAUAAUAUGUUUUUUUACUUUUCUCCAACUGCAUUAUUAACUAUUAGAGUAGUUAAAUAUAUAUUAGAAUUUCUAGAUUACAUUAACAAUUCUAAUCUGCUUCAAAGAUAUUUUGGCAAAAAUAAACAUAAUGAAAGAAAUUUUUUUUUGACUUUUUCUGCCAUAAAGGCAGAAACGAAUAAAUUGAAAGUUUUUUCAAAUAAUAUCAAAAUAAUAAUAUUAAAAAAAUACAUGAAUUUUGUUCUAAAGAAUAAUAUAAUUUUUAGUAAAAAUUUAAAAAUAUCAUGUUAUUAUAUAGAUAUUUCAGAUAUUAAAAAAGACAGUAAUUAUAUUUUUAUAUUAUUACAAAAUUUAAGUUGCUAUUUAUGUUUUGAUAAGUACUUUGUAGAAUUUUUUGUUGAUAUAGAUAAAAUAAUAAACUUCUUUAAAUUUAUAAUACAUAAAUGUAAAAUAAAAUUUCAUAAAGACAAUGAGUUAUCUUCUAAAUGUAACAAAAAAGAUUUUCACAGAACAAGCAGAAAUAAAAGAUUUAAUUUAAAAUUUUCAAAUAUUGAAGUUGUAGAAAUAAUAAAAGCUCUUAAAAAAAAAAACGAAAAAAAAAAAUAUAUAAGUGAUGUUAAUAUAUAUAAAAAUAAAAUUUAUAAAAAUUACAAAAUAGUAAGUGAUGAAGAAAUUAUAAAUGAGCACUUAAAAUUUUCCAUUUUAAAACAUUGCAUAUAUUGUAACAGUAUGAAAACAGAAAUUAAGAAACAUGAAAAAAAUUGUGAAAAUAAUGAUAAUUAUAAAAGUAAGUAUGAAUUAAAUUACUUAUUAUUAUAUAAGAAAAUAUACUUAGAUAAAAAUGAAUACACUUCAUUAUGUAGAAAAAAAAAUAAUUUGAAUAGCACAUCGUCAUUAUUUGAAACAAAUAAUUUUUUAAAAUAUAAGAAAAAAUAUAAAGAUAAGCAUAAUAUUUUUACAAAAAAUACAUUUACAUUUAGUGAAUGUGAUUUAUUAACAUAUAGAAAAGAAAAGAAAAUUUACCAGAAAAAAAAAGAUUCCAAAAAUUAUGUAGACUAUUUAGAAUUAGAAGAUAAUAAGAUAAAAAGUGAUACAAAAUAUAAUUAUAGAAAUAAAACAAUUAAUAAAAAUAUACCUAUUAAAAAUUAUCAGAUAAAAAAUAAAUAUUUAAAUAAUUUAUCUUUACAGUAUAAAUAUGGAAAUAAUAAUUGUUACUUUAACGAAACAAGAAUAAUUAAUAAAAUAUAUUACAUGAAUAAUAACUUAAUUCAUACAGAAUGUAUGAACAAUAUAAGUACAAUAUAUAACAGUAACAAAGAAAAUCAUAGUUUCUUAAAGAAAAUAACAAAAACAAUGUAUUUAAAUAAAAAAAAUAAAAAGAAAAAAAAAAUCGCAUUUAUAAAGUUAUUAUUAGUAUUAGAGAGAAUAGAAAUAUCCCAUGAAAAAGAUUUAAAUAUUAUAAUAAGAAAUUACUUUUUUUUUUUUUUUAAAAAGUUUAUAGAAUUUAAAUUAACCAACUUAUUAUUUUUAUUUGAAUAUAUAAAAAGAAAAAAUGAUUAUUCUUUUUUUCUUCUAAAUUAUUUGAUAAUACACUUUUACAAAUAUAUUAUAUUCUGUUUAUUUAAUGAAAGUUUAAAUGUUAUUAUAAAAAAAAAAAUGCAGAAAAAAAUUUCAAAUAUUAAAUUAUCUUUAAAUAAAACGAAGAUUAUUCUAACUAAUCAAGACAAUCAAAAUGUUGCUCGAUAUAUAUAUGACAAAUUACAAUAUUAUAAGAAAUAUGGGAAUAAAAUAAUUAAAACAAACAAUAAUAUGAUAAGUGAACACAAAAAAAUUCUUCAUAGCAUAUUUUAUGUUUUAUGUAAAAAUUUUAAAAUUCGAAUUGAAAACACUUUUUUAGAAACUCAUUUUUUUUUCGAAUAUAUAUGUGCCUUUACGUUAUCUUAUAAAAGUUUUUUUAUUUCUUUACAUAAGAAAAAAGAUAUAUCUGUUAAUUCAUUAAUUCAUCAUUUUUUAUUGUCUUAUGGAUUUUUUACGAAUAUGAAUGACAAUUUAAAUUUAGACCUAAUAUAUAAAGAAAAUAUGUAUAUUUUUAAAAAGAUUUUUAAAAAAUUAAAAAUUAAAGAUAAUAUUAAUAGUAUAAUUCAAUGUAAAAAAAACAAAUUAAAUGAAUUACUAUAUAUAAAUUUAAUAAAUAUUAAAAUUAUUACGCUAUUGAAAUCCUUUAUAAAUGUAGAAGUUGAUAAUUUAAAUAAUAAUUCACAUAAAAAUUCUAAAUAUAUUAUUUUUUAUAAAAAUGAGUAUAAUAAAAAAAUAGAAAGAAAAAUAAGUGGAGAGCAGAAAGAAGAAGAGGUGGGAAAAGAAAAGGAAAUAAAAUAUAACGAAAGAACAAUAUUUAUAAAUGCAUAUGUAGUAGGUAGUGCAAAAAAUGAAUCCUUAAUUAAUUGCAAUAUUUUACCUUAUCAAAUUUUGUUUUUUUUUAAUUUAAUUAAAAAUUUGAAUUCCUUCCUUAAUGAACUAUAUUUUAAAUUAGAAAAUUUACUUUAUAAUACCAAUUAUAAUGAAAGAGACAAUAUUUUAAAUAAAAACUUUGAUAAUAUAAUAAUUAAAAAAAAUGAGCUAAAAAUUAAAAAUAAUAAUAAGUUAAAUAUUAAAUUUAAGUUAAAUAUAACAAAUCUUCAUUUAAAAUUUUAUAUUCUUAGAUUAUAUUUGAAAAAUAUUUUAGUAAACAAUUAUGAAAUAAAUAAAAUUAAUGAAGAAAAAAGAAGUAAUAGUUAUGAUCAUAUAAUUUAUUUUAUGUUUUUUGAAAAUUUCCUACUAUCUUUUGAACACGUUAUAACUAAUAUUAAUAAAAUAAAAGAAAAUUUUAUUUUUGCAAACGACAUUAGGAAUUUUCUACCUUCAAUUUUUUUGAAUAUAUAUAAACAUAUUUUACCAGAAUAUUGCAUGGUUGAAGAAAAUGUUUUUAAAAUUUUGCAUAUAUAUAAUAUAGACAUUUUAAUAAAAAAGGAAAAAAAAAAAUUUUUCUCAUUUAAUAAUGUAAAAAUGUAUAUUAAUGACAAAAUAAUAGAAAUAUUAAAAAUUUUUUUUAGUAAAAUUAAUAAUACUUUUAUUUUUAAUGAACAUAAUUUAAAGUAUGUUAGACAUAACUACACCCACAGUAAUAUAGUAAAACAGUCUGUAUUUUAUAUAAACAAUUUUGAAAUAAAUAUUUAUAAAAUAGUUGAAAUUAAAAAUAGAAAAAAGAAAAGCUUUAAUAAAAAAAAAAAAAAAAAAUUCUUUCUGGAAGACAUUUUUAUAAAUGAAAAAAAUGAGAAAAAAAAAAUAGAGGAAAUUAAUUAUAUACGUAUAGGUAAUAAUGAGGAAAACAAAAAUAAAAUUUCUAACUAUAUAUUUGAAAAAAAAAUGCAGUUUUUAAAAAAGAAGAUUAAAAAAAAAAAAGAAAAAAUAGAAUCUGUUGAAAAUAAUGAAAAACCUUUAUCCAAUGGAAAAAAUAAUAUUUUCUUAUAUAUGAAAAUUCUAAAGAAUUUAAAAAGUGAAACCUGUAAUCCGUUUUAUUGCUAUAAUAAAUUUUUUUAUCAUCCAUUUUAUUUUUUGUUUUAUCAAAGAGCAUAUAAUUGUUCAUACGCAGAAAAGUAUUAUAACGCUUGUAAAAAUAUAUCACUAACUUUCGAUAGUUGUGAAGAUCAACUUUUACUUUUUUUUUAUAAAAUUAUUAUUAAAAAUAAUAAUGAUAUAGGAGAAAAAAAAAUUUCUAUAUUUUUUAAAAAUAUCUCAUCGUAUUAUAUAAGUUCAAUUCAUAUAUUUAAUAUAAAUAAAUAUAAUAAAGAAGAAAAAAGCGUUACAAGGGAUAAAUUUUCCUUCAUAAUAAGAAGAAAUAAAAAUAGUUUGAGAGAAAGUGAAUAUAGUAACGAAUUACUACUUCAAAAUUUGUAUGAAAAACAAAAACAUAAACAAAAAAAAGAAAAAAAGAAAAAAAAAAACAAAAAAAAAAGGAAACAUAAAAAUUCGGAAGAUAGUACAGGUAAAAAAAUAAAACAAUUUUACGGUAAAAAUUUUGAAGAAGAUUUUAAUAAAAGUUCAUAUUCAAAAUUAGACGAGAAAAAAUACUAUAGCAAUGAAUAUUAUUAUAAAAAUAAUGAAUGUGAGAUAGUAGAAAGUAAUGAAAUUCAUAAUGAGUUUGUAAAUAGCAAUAAUAGAUCUCGUUUAGGCAUAAACAAAUCAUUCGAUGAAAUAAACGAAAUAAAAAAAAAAAUGAAAUUGUUUUUUUGUUUGCCUAAUAAAUAUGAUAUAUUAUCUCCCUUUUUAUACACAAAAGGGUUUAACAUUGUUAUAAAAAAUGAUAAUAAAUGUUUGUCCAAUUUAAAUAAAAAUAUAACAAAUAUAUUUUUAUACUUUGAUUUUACAAUUAUAUUAUUUAAUAAAAAGGUGUUAGAUUAUUUCUAUUAUUUAAGUAAAAAAAUCAUACAUUUCUCCUUAAAAAAAAGUGAACAAAUAGAAAAAACUAAUUGCAAAAAUGUUAAUAAAAAUGUUACAUUAUCUUCAGUACAUAAUUAUAUUUACUCUAUUUUUGUUCAAAAUAAUUUUAAUAGUAACAUAAAUAUUAAUGAAUUUAAGAAUUUUUAUUAUUUUCACUUUGUAAUGGAUAAAAUUAUUAUUGAAUUUAUAAAAAGAGAUUACACAAAUUAUAUUAUAUCUUUAUAUCACAUGUAUUUUUUAUUAAAAAAAAAAAGUAAGUAUAUCCUUGAAUUAAAUAUAAAUGAUUUCUCACUAGAAAAAAUUAAAAAUUUGAAACAUUCAUUAAUAAUCUCUAGUGACAAAAAUGAUGAUAGUAUAAUACCUAAUUGGAUUUUAAGUUUUUAUGAAAAAUUAGAUAUCAAAAAAACUUCUAACUUCUCAUUUAAUCAAGAAAAUGAUAUGAAUUUGUGUAAAAAUUUUCUAUCAUUAAAAUUAAAAUUUUUUAAAAUUUUUUUUUCUCAAAAUUGGAAUAUUAUUGAAAAACUAAAUUUGAGCAUAUGUAACAUAAAUUUGAAUAUAGACAAAUGUACUAUGAACGAUCUUUGUCUUUUAAAACGUUUUAUAUUAAGGAAGCAAAAAGAAAAAAAAAAAAGGAAAAAAAAAAAAAAGAAAUUUUCUAAAUAUUUUUAUAUACAUUUUUUAGAAAUUUCUUCUAUACUAGUAAAAGCAACUAUAUAUGGACUACAUGAAAUGAAUUUUAAGUUAAAUAUAAAUCAAUUCAAAGAAGAAAAAAAAUUAACAUAUUUAAAGAAGCUAUUGAAGAAAUACAAAAAACAUGUUUUGAAAUAUGUAGGAAGUGUUUUAAUUACAAGGAAAUUUUUAGAUUUAAUUAAAAAAGCAAAAACAAAUUCUCAGAAAUUAAAAAACAAUAUUAAGGAAAAAUAA
Molecule: messenger RNA, 7368 nt
Organism: Plasmodium gallinaceum
Lineage: Eukaryota; Apicomplexa; Aconoidasida; Haemosporida; Plasmodiidae
Exons: 8
Coding region: 1-7368 (2455 amino acids)
Source: RefSeq, a predicted model, not a curated record